Messenger RNA from Andrographis paniculata, 1966 nucleotides. RefSeq lists its product as uncharacterized. Lineage: Eukaryota; Viridiplantae; Streptophyta; Magnoliopsida; Lamiales; Acanthaceae. The record is from RefSeq and is a predicted model, not a curated record. Bases 657 to 1637 code for a protein of 326 amino acids. The transcript is spliced from 9 exons.
AGAAAUAACAGAGUGAGUUCGAAUUUUCUCUUCAUUCAUCGUUCUGCAACAACAAAGACCUCUCUCUAUCUCUGCCUGUCUUCCUCCUUCCCUCUUUCUCUCUCUCCCUCUCCUCGCAACCACACACGGAGACGGAUUUUAUUAAUCAGUUCCAUAGAAAUUGAUUAGGAGACAGAAAAUUGGUUAGCGGCAUAUGUUCUUCGUGGUAGGGACGUUGAAGAUGCAGAUUUUGGAAGAAUGUCAAUUGUUGAACUGCCGGUGUAAUUUAGGAUGUUGAAACUUGAUUCUGUUCGCUGAAUUGCCGAAGCAGGAACAUUAUCGGGAGAUUUGAGAUCAGUUAACUGGAUAUAGAGAUCUGAAGUGAUCUCGGAAAUCUCUGAUGAAGCUUCGAUUUGUCAUAAAUUUACCUUGAAAGUGCCGUCUCUAAAGCUUCUGAAAGUUGCAUCGACGGAGUUUUGAACUCUACGAAUUUUGUUCGCCCAAGGAUAAUCUGCGCGUUUGAGAGAGAAAUGAGACCGUAACAGAUUGACGCCUCUGUUCCAGUAGUUAAUCUCGUUUCAGGAGCUGAAAAGUAGAUCAAAUUCUCUCUACAGAAGAACAAACAGAUAGAUAAUUCCCAGGUGGGUGGGUGGUGUAUAAAGGCAGAGAGCAAGUAAAUGGAGAGAAAGAAUUCCUAUUCUUCCAAUUCCAAUAAGGACGGAUUUCUACCGAAAUCUGAGCCCCGGUCAAUCUCCACAACGUCGUCUGAAUUCGUCCUGCAGUGGGGGAACCGGAAGAAGUUGCGCUGCAUGAAGGUCGCGGGUGCGGCGGGCAAGGACAAAGCCAGCAACAAUGAACCGAACCGUUCGCGUUCGACGGCCCGUGUAGACCGGCGGGCUGUGGUUUUGGGGUCAAAUCAUAAUAACAAUAACACCAAGGAUUCAAUCCCAAAUCAGAAAAGUAACAGCCAUUCUUUGAAGUCGAUCGGCGGUGGGAUUGGGUAUCUGAAUCUCCGCCAGCGCCCGGUUUCCCCAUCCCGUCGGAUUUUGAGGAUUCAUAGCACACCUAAGUUAAGAUUGGGACACGCAAACUCACUGAUGAAUGCAUCUAGGAUGUCAAUCCGACGGUCCAAACUCUGCCACUUGUACCUUCAUUCUGCACACAUUAGGAAUACAGAGAAUUCAAUUGGUAUGAGAGGGCAGAACAAUGGGGUGAGGGGGUUAGCCUCCCAAGAUAGAGGAGAUAGAAAGGGCACAGGCGCAAAUACUGCCACCACAAAAAACACCAACGGAAAGAACAGUAACAAUCAUCAUAAUGAGAACCACCACAACAGCGGCGGUUCUGGCUCGUCGGAGACUGCCCAUGACUGCAGAAAAGGAGGAUCCUCAUCGGACACAAUCGUUUGGCCACCAAAAUUCGUGAUCGCCUUAACAAAUAAGGAGAAAGAAGAGGAUUUCAUGGCAAUCAAAGGGUCAAAGCUUCCUCAAAGACCCAAAAAGAGAGCAAAGUUCAUCCAACGCACCCUCAAUUUGGUGAGCCCUGGUGCAUGGUUGUGCGACCUAACUCUCGACCGCUAUGAGGUUAGAGAAAAGAAAGUUUCCAAGAAGAGACCAAGAGGGUUGAAAGCAAUGGGAAACAUGGAAUCAGACUCAGAGUGAGGAAGCAACAGCAGGUGGUGUAUGAAAUUUCUCUUCUCCUUUUCUUUUAUUUUUUGGAUGAAUAAUGAAUGAGAGACAUAGAGAGAGAGAGAGAGAGAGAGAGUCUGUUUGUACACCUCUGAGGCACAGAAAAGAUGAGUGAGAGUGAUAAGUUGAAUUAGGUGCAUGCAUGCAUAUCCUUCUUCUUCACUUCUCGGAUGGAUUGGAUCAUAUCUAUAUGUCUUUGGUCAGUUGUCUUCUCAUACACAGCUUAGACCCUUACGAACAGCUUCUGUUAAAAUGUAAAGUUCAAAUCAAAUUUAUCUAUAUUAUGGUUUUUUAUUUGACCA